Lichtheimia ornata is the source of this 4920-nucleotide messenger RNA. RefSeq lists its product as uncharacterized. Gene Ontology annotation, molecular function: 1,3-beta-D-glucan synthase activity. Bases 1 to 4920 code for a protein of 1639 amino acids. The record is from RefSeq and is a predicted model, not a curated record. The transcript is spliced from 5 exons. Gene Ontology annotation, cellular component: plasma membrane; 1,3-beta-D-glucan synthase complex. Lineage: Eukaryota; Fungi; Mucoromycota; Mucoromycetes; Mucorales; Lichtheimiaceae. Gene Ontology annotation, biological process: fungal-type cell wall polysaccharide biosynthetic process; (1->3)-beta-D-glucan biosynthetic process.
AUGUAUCAUGAGAUGAAGACGUCAAGUGACAGUCUCUAUGAUCAUGUUCGGGAUGACAUUCAAAACUCAGGGCGAUAUCUGCGUUAUGCACCUUCCACCGAUACUCUUGUUGCACACAUUGAUGCUCGACGACAACGACCUCUACGCAAAUACAGUAGUCCCGAUGUCAUGGCGACUGGUGAUGACACGCUUCCAAACAGCCUUUCAAACGACACAUUGGUGGAGCACCUCAACGACAAUGCCAAAGUGCUAUCGUUACGCAACAUUCAGCAGAUCUUUGUACGGUUGACCAACACGUUUGGCUUUCAGCAUGACAGUAUGCAAAACAUGCUCGACCACUUUAGGGUGAUGCUUGACUCUCGUGGAUCGCGUAUGCCGGCAUUAGCAGCGCUCCAUUCUCUUCAUGCUGAGUACAUUGGUGGACCAGACGCCAACUAUCGACAAUGGUGCAUAAAAACAGGACGCACACCACAAACAGCUCACACCGACGACGAUCGUAUUCAACAACUUGCAUUAUGGCUCCUGAUUUGGGGUGAAGCAUCCGUAUUACGCUUUUGUCCUGAACUUCUUUGCUUUAUCUUUCAAUGUGCAUCUGGACGCAUCGCAUCACUAUCGACUGAAGAGGAAACCAAGGUGGCACCUGAAGGCGAUUUCCUGGAUACCAUUGUCACACCCCUUUACACCUUUUUACGUGAUCAAUCUCAGCAACGUGAACGGGAUCAUGCAAAGAUUAUUGGAUACGAUGAUGUCAAUCAAUACUUUUGGCGAUCGUGGAUCGAUUGUGUCGAGAAGCAUCCAACUGAACAGCAAUAUGAGAUCUUGCAGCAAGUCGAAUGGAAGAAGAUCUUUCACAAAACGUACAAAGAAAAGCGAUCAUGGCUUCAUUUGCUUGUCAAUUUCACUCGCAUAUGGAUUAUACAUGUGGUCCCUUUUUGGUUCUACAUAAGUGCAAACGCGGAUGAGUUGUAUGGCGAAGAUGAAAUGCCGAUGCGAUUAUCAGUGGUUGCCUUGGGUGGUAGUUGGGCCGUCUCUUUGGUCAUGCUUGCCAACAUUGUUGAAUACUCUUAUAUCCCAUGGACAUGGCGACGUUCUAUGCGAUUGAUGCGACGCCUUUGGUUGCUUAUUCCACUCUGGUUGAUCACGACUGGCCCUUCCGUUUACUGUGUGAUUUUCGAUCGAUCAAGCCGUUGGUCUAUGUUGGUGUCCAUUAUACAGCUGUUGAUCAGCAUUGGAGUCAGCAUCUAUUUUGCACUUGUUCCAAAGGCAUCCUCCUUGUCACUUGAUGAUGCUACCAUGAUGGGCAAUUUUCCACGACUGAAGCGUGCCGAUCGUUACAUGUCCAUGGCCAUUUGGUGCUGCGUCUUUGGUUGCAAGUUCUUGGAGUCCUAUUUCUUUGUCGCCCUCUCGUUCAAGGACCCAUUGCGUGUGAUGCUGCGUAUUGAUAUCGAUCAAUGCAAUGAUAGUCUACUUGGUGGGAAUAUCGUGUGCCGGAUCAUGCCCUAUGUUUCUCUUGCAUUGAUGCUGCUCAUGGAAUUGGUGUUGUUUUUCUUGGAUACAUACCUCUGGUACAUUAUUUGGAAUACCUUGUUUUCAGUCAUCCGAUCAUUCUAUCUUGGAGUCUCCAUUUGGACACCAUGGCGCAACAUGUACUCUCGUUUGCCAAAGCGGAUCUAUGCCAAGGUGCUUGCAGCUGAUGAGGUUCCCAAUUGGAAGCCAAAGGAGCUAUGCUCACAUAUCUGGAAUGCAUUUGUGAUUUCAAUGUAUCGCGAACAUUUGUUGUCACCCGAUCAUGUUGCCAAGUUACUUUAUCAGCAGAUCCCUGAUCCUGACAACAAGCGCACAAUCCUCAAACCACCAACCUUCUUUGUUUCUCAAGAGGAUGUUGCAUUCAAGACCGAGUAUUUCCCACAAAAGAGUGAAGCUGAGCGACGUAUGCAAUUUUUUGCACAAAGUUUGACUACGCCCAUGCCCGAGCCAUUGCCUGUUCCCAGCAUGCCAACAUUCACCGUUUUAACGCCACAUUAUGGAGAGAAGAUUCUUUUGUCGCUGAGGGAAAUCAUCCGUGAAGAGGACAGCAACACACGUAUCACCUUACUUGAGUAUCUCAAAAAGCUGCAUCCUUUUGAAUGGGAGAACUUUGUCAAGGAUACCAAGGUUUUGGCAGACGAGAUUAUGGUGGAUAAUGAUUUUGACAAGUCAUGCACGAGCCAAGUAGCGGAUGAUCUUCCAUUUUACUGCGUUGGAUUCAAAUCAUCAGCACCAGAGUACACGUUACGCACACGAAUUUGGGCAUCAUUACGAUCACAGACAUUGUAUCGCACAGUGACGGGUUUCAUGAAUUAUCAUAAGGCGAUCAAGCUCUUGUACCGCACCGAAUCCCCUGAACGUUGUCAAAAGGAAAGUGAGCUUGACGAGAUGGCGAAUCGUAAAUUUCGAUUUCUAUUGGCAAUGCAACGCUAUCAAUCAUUUUCCAAGGAGGAGAAAGAAAGUGCCGAAUUCCUGCUCAACGCCUAUCCAGACUUGCAGAUUGCAUACCUUGAAAAGACGCCUGAGGGUGAAUACUACUCUGUGUUGAUUGAUGGUCAUUGUCCCAUUCAAGGAGAAGCACGUGAGCGCGUUCCAAAGUAUCGUAUUCGGUUGCCAGGCAACCCUAUUCUCGGUGAUGGCAAGGCCGACAACCAGAACAAUGCACUUAUUUUCUAUCGUGGCGAAUACCUGCAGCUGAUUGAUGCCAACCAAGACAACUACCUUGAGGAAUGCCUAAAGAUUCGCAACGUGCUUGGUGAAUUUGAGGAUGAUGUAUACGACCCCAGCGUCUCACCUUAUGCUGAAAGACCUGAGUCAAGUCCAGGACCCGUAGCUAUUGUUGGUGCGAGAGAGUACAUCUUUUCGGAGAACAUUGGUGUCCUUGGAGACAUUGCAGCUGGAAAGGAACAAACAUUUGGCACACUUAGUCAGCGUAUCAUGGCAACCAUUGGUGGCAAGCUCCAUUAUGGCCAUCCUGAUUUCUUGAAUGCUGUGUUCAUGACUACGCGUGGUGGUGUCAGCAAAGCACAAAAGGGAUUGCAUCUCAACGAAGACAUUUAUGCUGGUAUGAACGCUUUUCAACGAGGUGGAAGGAUCAAGCAUAUCGAAUACUUUCAAUGCGGCAAAGGACGUGAUCUCGGCUUUGGUUCAAUUGUCAAUUUUGUCACAAAGAUUGGCACUGGCAUGGGAGAACAAAUGUUGUCACGUGAAUACUACUAUCUCGGCACUCAGCUACCUCUUGAUCGAUUCCUCACUUUCUAUUAUGCACACCCUGGCUUUCACAUCAACAACAUUUUCAUCAUGCUAUCGGUCCAGAUAUUUACGUUGGUGCUUCUCAUGUUCUCUGCUAUGGCCAUUCCCUUGACAAUGUGCGAGUUUCAUCCAGAUGCCCCUGAUGAUGCACCAUUGAUACCCGAAGGCUGUCAUAACUUGAUACCUGUUAUUGAAUGGCUCAAGCGUGUUGUAUUAUCUAUCUUUGUGGUUUUCUUUGUUUCCUUCUUGCCCCUGUUCUUGCAAGAAACAGCCGAACGAGGUUUCCUACGUGCGUUGACUCGUUUUGCCAAGCAUAUGCUUUCAUUGUCACCCCUUUUCGAGAUCUUUGUCACACAAUCUUAUGCACAUGCAAUCCUCAACAACUUGUCAUUUGGUGGUGCACGCUAUAUCGCUACGGGUCGUGGAUUUGCUACAUCACGAGUGCCAUUCUCCCUUUUGUAUGCUCGAUUUGCUGAUACAAGUACAUACCUUGGAGCACGUUGCUUUCUGAUCCUUCUCUUUGGCUCUAUGGUGAUAUGGAUCCCUCAUUUGAUUUAUUUCUGGAUCACAGUGGUAGCCUUGAUACUCGCACCAUUUGUGUUCAAUCCCCAUCAGUUUGCUCUCACCGAUUUCCUUGUCGACUACCGGGAAUUCCUUCGAUGGCUAUCACGUGGCAAUGGCAAGUCGCAUCAAAGAUCAUGGAUUGAUUACUGCCGCUUGACUCGAACAAGGAUUACGGGUAUCAAGAAGGACAAGAGUCAAUUGACUGGAUUAAGCAAACGACCACGGGCACAGCUCUCUGUCAUUUUCUUUUCCGAGAUUGUGAUGCCAAUUAUGCUUGCAGCUGUUUGCUUAUUUGCCUACUUGUACGUGCGAAGCUUUGAUCCACAUGAUUCCACUCAACCAAACCAGGGACCAAGUGCAUUGCUACGUAUUGGUGUGAUUGCUUUUGGACCUAUUGCUCUCAAUGCUGCCAUAACAGCCGGGCUCUUUUGCUUGUCGCUUGUUAGCGGAUGGAUGGCAUCCUUUUGUUGUGGUGUCAAGUUUGCAGCAACGGUGGCAGCAAUCGCUCAUGGAUCAGCGGUGGUUAUUUUUAUCGUCUUUUUUGAGCUGCUGUACAUGUUGGAAGAAUGGCACUUUGUACGGACAUUACUUGGCAUGGUGACCGUUGGCGCAAUACAAAGAGCCCUUUUCCAUAUCAUGACGAUCUUUUUAUUGACACGCGAGUUUGAGGAAGGUCAAAGCAAUGAAGGAUGGUGGACUGGCAGGUGGUACGGUCGAGGGCUUGGAUGGCAUGCCUUAUCACAACCAUUGCGUGAAUAUGUAUGCAAGAUCGUUGAGAUGACGUUGUUUGCUACUGAUUUUCUGCUUGGACACUUUAUCCUGAUGUUCCUGUUUAUUGUGUGCCUGAUACCUGGAAUUGAUCGUUGGCAUUCUCUCAUGCUUUUUUGGCUCAUGCCCAGUCGCCAAAUACGUGAACCCAUCUACCCACUUUCUCAACAACGGAUACGUCGACGCACUGCUGGAUUGUACGGUAUAUUGCUUACUGCCAUGUCAUUACUCUUGCUUGGCCUUUUAAUAGUACCUGCUGUACUUGGUCCCCGCAUCGAUUUAACAAGCAACUUGUCUUUCCCCAUUUGA